Messenger RNA from Neocloeon triangulifer, 2679 nucleotides. RefSeq names its product E3 ubiquitin-protein ligase RNF14-like. The record is from RefSeq and is a predicted model, not a curated record. Gene Ontology annotation, cellular component: ubiquitin ligase complex; cytoplasm. The transcript is spliced from 7 exons. Gene Ontology annotation, molecular function: ubiquitin conjugating enzyme binding; ubiquitin protein ligase activity; zinc ion binding. Gene Ontology annotation, biological process: ubiquitin-dependent protein catabolic process; protein polyubiquitination; positive regulation of proteasomal ubiquitin-dependent protein catabolic process. Bases 162 to 1673 code for a protein of 503 amino acids. Lineage: Eukaryota; Metazoa; Arthropoda; Insecta; Ephemeroptera; Baetidae.
CAACAGCUGGAGGUGGGAGGGGAAAAUAAAUGGCAGCCAAACAAAGUGUUUAGAAGACGAGGUCAGUUUAGUUUUGCUAAAACUCGCAAUGGCUUAACCGAAAACUGAGGGAAUCGCACAACAACAAGGUCACAUAGGCACAUGAAGACCAAUAUUCCAGGAUGAACGACUUAGAGCAACAGCAAGAUGAGCUUGAAGCACUCACCAGUAUUUACAUGGAAGAUGAGUUUGCUCUAAACAAAGCUAAGCCUGGCGGUGUAUUCUUCACAAAUCUCGACUUGCCCCCGAACUUCCAAGUAAUUUACCGUCUUUUGAGCAACAAAUAUAAACCUGCCGCACCUCCCGGUGGCUCCCAGGUGCGGGCAGACGAGAAUGUUGCCACCGAGGACAACUUAAAAUUUGAAUCAUUCCAUGUGAAGCACUUGCCACCUAUUGAACUAUCUUUUGAGCUACCUGACAACUAUCCAUCCCAGCAAAAGCCCGACUUCAUUUUGUCAUGCAAAUGGUUGACCAGAGGACAGCUCAGUAAACUGUGUGCUCAUUUGGAUCAUCUAUGGGAGGAGCAAGUUGGGCUUGAAAUUUUGUACGUCUGGACACAAUUUCUGAAAGAGGAGUCCCUCAAAUUUCUAGACAUUACGUCUAGUCUAAACAUCAGCCAAAUUUACUCAAGACAGAUCACAAGUUUGGAGCAGAAGAGAAGAAAGCAACUUGCCUUAAAGCAGCCGCAAGUGUGGAAGAAGAGAGAGGAGCGUAUCAAGGUUGAAGGAGAGCGCAGGAAGGAAGUAAAGCUACCAGACGAAAGGGCGGUGCUAGAUUUGCACCCGAGCGAAUUUAUUGUUGCCGUUCUGCAGAAGUAUGACGAGGAGAAGAGUGAGGCUGUUUUCAAGAAGAGCAAUCAGACAUGCAAUGUUUGUUUCUCUUCUAAAUUUGGACAAGACUGCAUCAGAUUCGAGAAAUGUGGCCACAUAUUUUGCAAGGAUUGCAUUCGUGGCUACUUCGAAGUGCAAAUUAAGGAUGGGCAAGUGAAAUCUCUCAAGUGCCUUGAGGACAAAUGUGACGUUGAAGCUCUUCCGUCUCAAGUGAGGCAGGUUCUUAGUGAGGAAACGUUUGCAAAGUACGAUGCUGCCCUGUUAGCCGCAACUCUGGACACUAUGAUGGACAUCAUCUACUGCCCACGGAAGUCAUGUCAGUACCCAGUUAGUGUAGAGCAAGGAGAAACAAUGGGGAGGUGUCCCAGUUGCCAGUAUGUCUUUUGCAUUUAUUGCAAGAUGGCCUUUCAUGGGCUUGAGCCGUGCCGACUCAAAUCUGAUGAGCAACAGAGACUGAUCAAGGAGUACACAGAAGGAACCGUAGAAGAAAAGACCGCACUGGAAUUGCGCUAUGGCCGUAGACAGCUUCAACGUCUAGUGGACAAUGCAUUGUCGGAAGAGUGGGUCACUGGCAACAGUCAAAAGUGUCCCCACUGCAAUGUCUCCAUUGAGAAAUCAUCGGGAUGCAACAAAAUGACUUGUUGGCGAUGCAACUCAUAUUUCUGCUGGAUUUGCCAAAAUGAGUUGGACCCUCGAGCUCCGUAUCGCCACUUCAACGACCGCAACUCAAGCUGCUUCAACCGUUUGUUCGAAGGCAUCGCAAAUGACGAAGAUGACUUCUUUGCGGAUUUAGAUAUCCUGUGAGUACCCUGCAAAGUAGUUUAGAUUCGCCUUCUCUACCAACCUAAACAAUCAUCAUAGUGCCCAUUCUCACACAACAAACUGGUUAUAAAAUAUUUCCAAACAUGACGAGGCAUCUCAAUUACAAAUUUUUAACACAUGCCAAUCAAAAUGGAGCAUCCAAUUGCAUAAUUCAUUAAAUGUGUCUUGUCUAUUAUGAACUUUAAAUUUAUAAGGUUUCCCAAAAAUUCCAAAUUUUUUUAUGUUUGACUUUUUAUUAACAAUUGCUUUUUGUUCUUAGAAAUGAAAAUUAUAGGGGCAACUGUUUAUUGCAAAUAGCUUAAGUAAAAUUUGCUUUUCCCUUUUGUUGUUGUUUAAAAUUUUGUCUUUUUUAGUUAUUUCUGAAGCAACAUUGGGUAAUUUUCACAAUUUUGUUUAAUACUAACUAUUUCACAAUGAUAUUUAAAAUAACGAGACGCAGAAAAACCAUAGCUUGUCCAUAUCUGUCAAGCCACUGUUAUAUUAUAAUAUCAAAUUCCUCAACGUAGCGUAAACAAAAAAGCAAUAAUAUGUAAGCUGGCAUGUCAGUGCUUGAAUCUGUGGCUUCGACCACGGUGGAAGCGGUUUUAACACACAAUGCUAUUUUCGUAUCUUGCAAAUUGGAUGAAACAUUUUUCAAUACUUGUAAAUUUUUUCUACUCUUUGGAAAUUAUUUAAAUCAAAUUUAAAGAACGCUAUUUUCAUAAUGUGAUACUAAUUUUAACGUCAUACAAUGUUUUAAAAGUGGACACUCCGUAAUGAAAGUCCAUAGUAAAGUUGAACGAUUAGGGCUGCACGGUUUUUCGGGUUGAAUAUUUUUAAAAUAUCAGGAUGUUUUGAGACAUGCGUAAUUAUAUUAUACACAAGCAUCACUUAUACUAUAGGGCUUAUCCAAGUUGAUUUGUGAAACAUAUAAUGCAAAUAUGCGCGACUUUACGGCGCUUGUUUGACCAUGAAAAAUGAAUAAAAAAACACGUUGGGUGGCAUCAAA